Pseudonaja textilis is the source of this 3130-nucleotide messenger RNA. It is a transcript of the gene SLC2A12, whose product is annotated as solute carrier family 2 member 12. Gene Ontology annotation, cellular component: membrane. Gene Ontology annotation, biological process: circulatory system development; D-glucose transmembrane transport. Gene Ontology annotation, molecular function: D-glucose transmembrane transporter activity. Lineage: Eukaryota; Metazoa; Chordata; Lepidosauria; Squamata; Elapidae. The record is from RefSeq and is a predicted model, not a curated record.
GUUCUCAGCUAUUUGUUCAAAGCGAAAACAAUACGUCUGAAGAAGAGGGGGGGGGGAAAACCCUCCCUUUCGCGCCGCUGAUAGGCUCCGCCAGAAUAGCAACAGGCCGGGUCAACGAAAAGGGCAAAGCCUGCGGUAGCGGAAAGAAAAGUUACUCGCGGAUCGCUGUAGUAACUUUCAGAUUUCAUCCUGCUGCCAUGAGCAGGGAGGCGAGACUCAUCGCGGUCUGGAGCGCCUGGCGAAGGCGGCCCUCCUGUAAAGGCGUCUGAGUCUCGAAGGGCCCCUGAGCUUUUUCAGGCUCCAGCCAUGUUACUCGGGCAGAACAAGGAGGACCUCCGUCCGAAAAGCCAGAGCGAGACAGAAGAGGGUACCGCAUGCACGAGCCUUCACGAACCUCCAGCUCAAACAGGUUGUGGAAUGCUCACUCUCCUGUCAUCUAUCAUUGCUGCCAUCAGUGGAUUUUUGAUGGGAUAUGAGCUUGCAGUUAUCUCUGGAGCUCUUCUUCAGCUAACUAGCCUCCUAACACUUUCGUGCCGACAACAAGAAAUUAUUGUAAGCAUAGUUCUUGUUGGUGCCUUAUUAGCUUCAGUAACUAGUGGAAUCCUGAUAGACAAAUAUGGGAGGCGAUUUACCAUUAUGUUGUCAUCUGCUUUACUAGUUGUGGGCAGUCUAAUUCUGAUCGUUUUUGCCUCCUAUGGACUACUUAUAGCAGGACGGAUUGUGAUAGGGGUUUCUGUUUCCCUUUCUUCAACUGCGACAUGUGUGUAUAUCGCAGAGAUUGCCCCGCAGCACAGAAGAGGUUUGCUUGUGUCUUUAAAUGAAUUCAUGAUUGUUAUGGGCAUUCUCUUUGCCUACGUUUCCAAUUAUGCCUUUGCUAAUGUUUCUCAUGGCUGGAAGUACAUGUUCGGCCUUGUUAUUCCACUGGGGGUUUUACAGAUAGUUGCUUUAUAUUUUCUUCUGCCCAGUCCUCGUUUUCUGGUUAUGAAAGGUUUCGAUGAAGCUGCUAGUAAAGUACUUGGAAAACUCAGGGCAACCGAAGACACUACCGAAGAACUCACCAUGAUCAAAUCUUCCUUGAAAGAUGAACACCAAUAUCAUUUUCUGGAUUUGUUCCAUUCCAAAGACAACAUGAGAACGCGGCUCCUGAUAGGGGUCACUCUCGUUUUUUUUGUACAAGUAACUGGGCAACCCAACAUCUUGUUUUAUGCAUCCACUGUUUUGAAAUCAGUUGGAUUCCAGAGCAAUGCAGCGGCUACUUUGGCCUCAACCGGGGUUGGAGUAGUUAAAGUGAUCAGUACGGUACCAGCUAUUCUUUUUGUGGACCACUUAGGAAGCAAGACAUUUCUCUGUAUUGGCUCAUCCCUUAUGUCGGUGUCAUUGAUCACCUUAGGAUUAGUGAUGCAAAAUAUACAUGUGAAUGUCACCACUGUCUGUAAAAACCAGUCUAUGGAAGAGAUUCUGUUUCAGGGAGCAGGAGCCUUCGCUAAUGAAACUUUUAAGGAACGUUUUGCUGGCACAACUUUACCUGUUAAAAGUUCCUCGUGGUGGAAAGAUGAAAUUGCUGACCCUGAGGAUCAGAACGGGACAACAUUAGUAGGAGACAAAACGUUUGUCAGAAUGCAUACAGACUCCCAGGUUGCAGUUGAAUCGGCCAAGGUGCAACCCUUUCUGAAAUGGCUCUCCUUGGCUAGCUUGCUGGUUUAUGUUGCAGCUUUCUCCAUAGGACUUGGACCAAUGUCGUGGUUGGUGUUAAGUGAAAUAUUUCCUGGAGGGAUCAGAGGAAGAGCAAUUGCUUUCACGUCAAGCAUCAAUUGGGGGGUUAAUCUCCUUAUCUCAUCAACAUUUUUGACUAUAACAAAUUUACUUGGCUUACCCUGGAUAUGUUUCAUUUAUGCCCUGAUGAGCCUAGCAUCAUUAGCUUUUUUCAUUAUCUGUAUACCAGAGACAAAAGGAUAUUCUUUAGAGCAAAUAUCCAUGGAACUGUCAAAACAAAAGCAUGCCAAGAAUCCUUUUUGUUGGAUGGGCCAGCGGCAAGACCAACUGAUCGGUUCAGCUAUAGAACUUUCUAAUAAAAGCACCAAUGAACAGUUCUUCUAGGCAGAAGCAGAGGCAGAUGCUUGAGUCACUUAAGACCAGAAGAAUUGGUUUUCGUAAUGGGCAACAUGGUAGAAUUCAUAGAAAUCCUGCUGCUACAUCUGAAUCCUUUAGCAUCUUCCUCUAAAUUAGCUUUCUCUGAUUUUUGUUUUCGAGGACUUUUUGAUCGGUGAACGUUACAGAAUAAUGAAUUUGCACAUUUUAAACACAGAGCUGUCAAACUGUAAGGAUAUUUCUAUGGAAAUAAAUAAUAAAAAAAAAACAUGAACACCAUGCAGCCAUUCAUACAAACAUGAGAAAUGUGUGCAAACUUCUCUUUUAAGAGAGUAAAAUAUUUUAGUCAUGUUCAGCAUGUUUGUGCAAUUGUAGUCAUCCUUUGUAGGCCUAGUAGCUAAGCUCUUUAAAAGGUAGGACACUUGACUAUUGCUUCAUGCUAAGUCAUGAACACACAGACUGCAUCACAGGUAGUACUCCGGGUAUGUCCGCUUGUUCAGCAACCAUUCAAAGUUAUGAUGGCACGGAACUUGUGAAGUUGUGGCUGUUGCAGCAUUUCCAUGGUCUUGUGAUCUUGAUUGCAACCAGCUUGCAAUUAAAUCAUUUGCAGCAUCUUACAAGCUUGCUGCUUCCUACAAAGUCAACCGGGAAACCGACAGGGAAAAUCACAAAUUGCUCCCACAGCCAUGCUCUGCAGCACCUCCCUACCCUCCUGUGCCUGCCCAGGGAACCCCACCUGCCAAUGCUCAAUACUGUCUGCCCAUGCUACCUAUCCACCCGUAGCUCUCACCUGCCGGCCUGCUUGCCUCUUCUGUUCCUGUGUUGUAGUCAUGUGAGAUCCUUGUUUAAUAACCUGUGUCAUUCUGGGGUUAAGACAGCAGUUGGGACUACAGAGAUUGCCAUUACUUAGCAAUGCACUCACAUGACUUCACACUUUGACCACAUUACUAGUGAUAGAAAUGCCAGUCCCAUUGUUCUGAACAAGGCUUCACAAAAUCACAAAACAGACUACUUGUCCUGAAAAAACCUCUUUUUAUUAGGC